AUGGACUCAACAGCUGAAGGAACCACUGCACCCGACCCGAAUAUUGGAGAAUCGGGUCCAUCAGCAGCAGCAGCAGGAUCAUCUUCAGCAUCAGCAUCAGCAUCACUGCCACAACACCAACAUCAGCAGCAGCAACCAGAGGGAUCAUCACCUCCAGCACCACCUAGUAGAUACGAGUCGCAGAAGAGAAGAGACUGGAACACUUUCUUACAGUACUUAAAGAACCACAAGCCACCAUUAACUCUAGCUCGUUGCAGUGGUGCACAUGUGAUCGAGUUCUUGAAAUACUUGGAUCAAUUUGGUAAGACCAAAGUCCACAUAACUGGUUGUCCUUAUUUUGGCCUCCCGAGCCCUCCGGCACCUUGUUCUUGUCCACUAAAGCAGGCUUGGGGUAGCCUUGAUGCGCUAAUCGGACGGCUUAGAGCUGCUUAUGAAGAAAACGGUGGACGGCCAGAAUCAAACCCUUUUGGGGCUAGAGCUGUUAGGAUUUAUUUGAGGGAAGUUCGAGAAGGUCAAGCUAAAGCUAGAGGGAUUCCUUAUGAGAAGAAGAAGCGAAAAAGGCCUAAUGUUGCUGUUGCUGCAGCGAAGGUGUCGGUGGAGGCAGCUGGUGGUGGCUCUACUAGUGGUGGUGGAGAGGGAAGUGGUGAUGGUGAUAGUAGUGCUGCUGCUGCUGCUGCUGCUGCAAGUGCUGCCGCUGCUACAACAACCGUAUAG
Dovyalis caffra is the source of this 714-nucleotide messenger RNA. The record is from the annotation of a GenBank genome assembly. Lineage: Eukaryota; Viridiplantae; Streptophyta; Magnoliopsida; Malpighiales; Salicaceae.